UUUCUGUUCAGUGUAGAUCAAAUUUGAAAAUGUCACACAAAGUUUAGUAAAUUUCAAAUUCUUUGCAGUUACACAAAUUCAACACCAGCCAGCUUUUAGCGUUGCAACAAUCCAGGCUGCAACAUGGCCAAUAAGUUCUACUACUUUGGCUUCGGCAGCAAUAUGCUCGCCCGCCGCAUACACAUACAGAAUCCCACGGCACGACGCAUUGGCGCCGGCAAGCUGGAGAACUAUCGCCUCGAUUUCCAAGGGGUCGGCUCGAAUACCUGGCUGGGAGCACCGGCGACAAUUGUGCCCACGCCCGGCUCUGAUGUGUUUGGGGCCAUUUGGGAGAUAGAUAUGUGCAAUCUCAAGGAUUUGGAUAGUCAGGAAGGCGUGUCCGAUGGCCUCUACAUACCCAUCAACGUGCCCGUGCAAUCCUUGAACACCAAUUCGGAAAUCAUCUGCCGCGCCUACCACCUCAGCAAUCAGCCGGAGACAAUUGUGCACGGACAGGCGGCGGCGGCUGCGGCUGACGUUGAGGUGCCAUCGAAUCGCCAGCCCUCGCACACAUACCUCAAAGUGCUCGUUAAGGGUGCCGAGGAGUCGGGCAUACCCGGCGACUAUGUCAAAUGGCUGCGCGGCCUCAAGCACAACGGCAAUCACGUGGAGGCCAUGGAACUCAAACUGAAGCUGUCCACAGUGAAGCUCAGCUAAUAUUGGCCAUUGUUUUCAACAGCUAACAAUUUAAGUUGCCAAUUCUUGAUUUGUGUAUUCCCUUUCUGUGUAUAAAUUUUAUGAAUAAUAUGUAUAUGUAUAUGUGCGUGUAUACCCG
This is a messenger RNA of Drosophila arizonae, 814 nucleotides long. RefSeq names its product gamma-glutamylcyclotransferase-like. Gene Ontology annotation, molecular function: gamma-glutamylcyclotransferase activity. The record is from RefSeq and is a predicted model, not a curated record. NCBI's taxonomy places the organism in Eukaryota, Metazoa, Arthropoda, Insecta, Diptera, Drosophilidae.